Molecule: messenger RNA, 1356 nt
Organism: Saccharomycopsis crataegensis
Lineage: Eukaryota; Fungi; Ascomycota; Saccharomycetes; Ascoideales; Saccharomycopsidaceae
Exons: 1
Coding region: 1-1356 (451 amino acids)
Source: RefSeq, a predicted model, not a curated record
AUGACACAGUCCUCAAGUUCUGACAAUGACGGAUCUUCUCCUCCUCCGAAAUUGAAAAUCUCGGCUCUUUUGGAUAAUGAAACCCCCGAACCGUUGGUGGAAACAGAGUCUGGGGGAGAAGAGGGAGGGAACCUGGAUACCCCAUUGGCCGAAUCCAAUCCGCAACCACUGGGUUCUGUGAAACACGAAGAAGAACAUGAUUUGGUGAUAAAUGAGGAUAAAAAUAAAAAACACUUGGAUGUUGCGGCACCUGAUGGGAAAAAACCCCUGAUAUCGUCGCUAGAGCUGACCAAAGCCCCUGGUAGUGAUGCCACCAAAUGGUCAAAAGAAAUGAAUGAUUUAUUUAUUGAUCUCCUUGGUAGAGAAUCUCAAGAAAAUUUGCACGAGAAGAACGAAAACGAAUGGAGCCGGGAAUCCUGGCAACGAAUCAUUAGAGAAUUAGAAAUGGCGUUCCCGUUGAAGGCCAAAGCCCAUAAGUUUGAACGUACAAAACUUAAAAAGCAUUUGAAGAUUGUCAAGGAUGAACAUACUUAUUGGAGAUUUAUGAAAGAUAAUGCCAAGGGAUUCCAUUGGCAAGAUGAUAAAGGAUCGUUUUCUUUGGAUUAUUACGGAGUAGACCAUUAUUUUUCAAUCAAUAAAUUCAUCGAGGAUGAAGAAGUGGUAGAGAAAUAUCAGAAAAAGAAGUCUUGGAUAAAGAAAUUGUGUAUCGAUCAUGCUUGUGAUUAUUUGGUGAAGUACGAUGAAAAUGUUUUUGCCUAUUAUGAAGAUGAAUCCUUUGAUUCUAAUGAGGAUGAAGAGGUUCAACUAAAAAGAGCCGAAGAAACUGAAAAAAAGAGACGAUUAUUAGACGAUGAUGAAGAUGAAAUUGAUGAAGAUGACAAUAGCGGCGAUGGCGAUGGAAAGUCGAAUAUUAGCAAUGGUAAGGCUACGGUGAUAAAUACAGAGAGUGCCAUUAAUGGCAAUAAGGGGAAAGAAGAGGAAAUCGAUGAUGAUGAAAACGAAUUACUAGAAUUGACAGGAUAUGGUAAGAAGAAUCCAAAGAAGCAUAAGAGGUCAACAUCACCUAAAAGAAGAAAAGUCAAUGGUCUGGUUCUACCGAAUUUGUAUUUUAACCACUGCUCCGCCACCACCGACAACGACGAUUCCAUUCUUAAUGUCAAUUUGAAGAAUUUUGAAAAGAUUUCCGAGUGGGUAAUGACAAAUGUGUUGGCGAACAAAAUCACGGUUAUCCAACAACAAUUGUUAUCCAAGCUUUUGUUACGUGAUUUGAUGUUAUUUAAUUUUUUACAAAGUGAGAAGUUUGAUGAUGCAGAGAAAAUCAAAUACGUCGAGGAGGUGACAAAAGAGUAUUUAUAA